AUGCGUGUACACAACUACAUGGUACUGUUGGCCGUUGUGUUGACCCCGCAAGUCACCGCAGCCCCAAACUUUAGCGAAAACUCGACUUAUCUCCCCGUCGUAGAUCUAGGCUAUGCAAGUACCUUUCGAACCAUUGCCUAUCUUCUUGUUGGUCGUCAAACUGAUAGGGAAUUCAUUCAGGAACUCCACCGUGCCCUCUGGCACAACCCCGACACCGACCUCUACAAAUUCCAAAACACUGGCGUUGGGACGCGCAUAUGCCCGCAAGGUCGGCCCCAAUGGCAGGCCAAGACGCUGAUGGCCAUCGGCAAGUACUCAAACCCGACGUUGCCCUUUACCUUGGAGGGCUGGGUGGAGGCAAUCGAGAACGGGAUGGUGCCGCCGGGCAACAUCAAUGCAAAUGCGACCGAGGAUUGUUUGCUGCUAGAUGUGCAUGUUCCCAAGAAGGUGCUUAAGGCGGCGGGGACGGAGGUUACGGAGGGUGUGCCGGUGCUUGUAUUCAUCCACGGCGGCGGCGGCGUCUUCGGCUCCAAAGACGGCUCCGGCCCCACCUGUUUCGAACCCUCGGGCAUCCUGGCCCAGGCCCGAUCUGCGUUUAACCAGGACUUCGUCUUCGUUACCCUCAACUACCGUCUCGGCGCCUUUGGCUGGCUCAACAGUGCCCAGGUACUUGCGGACGGCGACGCUAACGCGGCCCUCCUCGACCAGCGCUUCGCCCUCCAGUGGGUUCAGGAUAAUAUUCACCUGUUCGGCGGGUCCAAGGACCACGUGACGAUUAUGGGGGAAUCUGGGGGUGGGAGUUCGGUUCUUCAUCACUUGAUCGCUGCUGGCGCCAAGUCUAAGCCGGCGAAGAAGUUGUUCCAGCAGGCUAUUUCUCAGAGUCCCGCUGAUGUACCCGUGGCGACCAGCGACCCAGAUGAGCUUUACGACGGGUUCCUGUCCAUCCUCAAAGCUGAUAACCUAGACGACGCCAGGUCCAUGUCCUCCGCUACUAUCAUCGCCGCCAACGCCGCCCAGAUUGCCGCCUUCCCCCACACAAACUAUGUUCACGCCCCCAUCACCGACUGCGACACCUCCUUCGGUCCUGUAGUCAAAUCUCUGCAGGAAGGCAAGUUGGAUAAGUCGGUGAAAGUAAUGGCCGCGCACAAUAUCUUCGAAGGCGGGUUCUUCUUCGAUCCGAGCGUGAAAACAGAUGGGGACUUUCAUGAGUGGUUGAGGAGGUCGCUCCCAGGCCUGGAUGGGGAGCAAAGGGGGGAGUUGGCCGACAAAAUAUAUCCACCUCUGUAUGAUGGGUCGUUGGGAUAUGUGGACAUGGAUACCAGGCAGAUGAGAGUGUGGGGUGAGUCGACCAUUGAUUGUCCCUUCAACGCUAUCAGCCAGGCUACCAAGGACACGAGCUACGCUUACGAGUUUGGUGUCUCCCCUGGUUUCCACAUCCAGGACCUCUCCUACACCUUCGGCAACCCCGCUACCGCCAUACGCCCGUCUCAAAAGUCUCUCCAACUCGCCAUCGCUAGCUUUGUCCUGAAGGGUGUGCCAGUCCUGGAGGGCGGAAAGGAGUUCCCCGUGUUUGGCGACGAGGGUCUACUGGUAAAUAUCACGGCCGUGGGGGCCGUGCCUUCGGUGCUCAAUAAUCUCAACCAAACCAGGUGUAAGUGGUGGACGUCAAUUGCCUAA
Messenger RNA from Fusarium sp. VM40, 1677 nucleotides. The record is from the annotation of a GenBank genome assembly. Lineage: Eukaryota; Fungi; Ascomycota; Sordariomycetes; Hypocreales; Nectriaceae.